Messenger RNA from Ustilago hordei, 2934 nucleotides. RefSeq lists its product as uncharacterized. The transcript has a single exon. Gene Ontology annotation, molecular function: antiporter activity. The record is from RefSeq and is a predicted model, not a curated record. Gene Ontology annotation, cellular component: membrane. Gene Ontology annotation, biological process: proton transmembrane transport. The coding region runs from base 1 to 2934 and encodes 977 amino acids. Lineage: Eukaryota; Fungi; Basidiomycota; Ustilaginomycetes; Ustilaginales; Ustilaginaceae.
AUGUUGCAAUACCUCGCGGCACGCGCCGCCAAGAGCGACAGCAUCAUUGGUGGCUCUGACCCCACUACAUUCGAGACCUCGAAUCCACUUCGGCUCUUCAUCAUUCAGGCCGCCCUCAUCAUCAUUGUUACUCGUGCCCUCGGUUUCGCCCUCCAGAAGAUCAAGCAGCCUCGUGUCAUUGCCGAAGUCAUUGGCGGUAUCUUGCUCGGCCCAACUGCUAUGGGUCGCAUUCCCGGCUUCACCGAGCACAUCUUCCCCUCACCUUCUCUGCCCUAUCUCAACCUUGUCUCCACACUCGGUCUCGUCCUUUUCCUCUUCCUCGUCGGUCUUGAAGUCGAUGUCCGUGUAAUCCGACGCUGUGCCAAAGAGUCGUCUGCCAUCAGUCUUGCCGGCAUGAUCCUGCCCUUUGGCAUGGGUGCUGCCGUCUCGGUUGGCAUCUACAACGCCUUCAUCGACAGCGAAAAGGUCUCCUUCGGCCACUUCACCCUCUUUACUGGAGUCGCCAUGGCUAUCACCGCCUUCCCAGUGCUUGCUCGUAUCCUCACCGAGACCAAGCUUCUCUACACCAAGGUCGGUGUUAUCGUGCUUGCCGCAGGUGUCGGUAACGACGUCGUUGGCUGGAUCUUGCUCGCCUUGACUGUUGCCCUCGUCAAUGCCGACUCGGGCUUGACCGCUCUCUACAUCCUCCUCUCUUCCAUCGCUUGGAUCCUUGUCCUCUUUUUCCUCAUCAAGCCUGCCUUUAUCUGGCUUGCUCGCCGUACCGGCAGCUUCGAGAACGGUCCCAAUCAGGUCAUGAUCAUGAUCACUCUCCUUCUCGUCCUUGUCAGUGCCUGGAUCACCGACAUUAUCGGCGUUCAUGCCAUCUUUGGCUCCUUCCUCGUCGGCCUCAUGAUCCCACACCAAGGUGGCUAUGCCAUCGCUCUCACCGAAAAGAUGGAGGAUCUCGUCCUUGUCAUCUUCUUGCCCAUCUACUUUGCCCUUUCUGGUCUUAAGACCAACCUUGGUGAUCUCAACUCGGGCAAGGCGUGGGCUUACACCAUAGCCAUCAUUGUCAUUGCCUUCUUCUCCAAGUUCCUUGGUUGUGCUGCUGCUGCCAAGGCAUUUGGCCUUAACAUGCGCGAGUCCGCUGCUGUCGGCACUCUCAUGUCAUGCAAGGGUCUCGUCGAGCUUAUUGUGCUCAACAUCGGUCUCUCCGCUGGUAUCUUGGACACUCGAGUCUUUUCCAUGUUCGUGCUCAUGGCCGUCGUGUCCACCAUUAUCACCACUCCUCUUACGCUCUGGGUCUAUCCUGAAAGCAUCCGCACCAGCCUCGACGAUGCCUCGAUCCACUCGCACCACGGCGGUGACAAGCGCGUAUCGGGCGACGAGGAAGAUGACACCGAGACUGGCUCACGUCUUUCGCCCAAACGCCUCCUUGUGGUUCUUAGCAGUUUCGAGCAUCUUCCCGGUCUCAUGACUCUGGUUCAGCUUAUGCAACCCACUCUUGCUGCGGCAAACACCGGCUCCGCUGACGCAUCUGAAAGCGAUGCUGCAUCGACUGGUCUGCGCCGCCGUCAAUCUAAGCAGGCUUCUUCUGGAUCGGAAGGCGAUGCAGCCGAGAAAAGCGAUGCAGCCGAGAAAGGCGACGAGACUCAUCCGUCCGUCGAGGGCGCUGACAAUGCUCAGUACCAGACACCUAUGCUCGCAUCCGAUGCUCCAUUCGCAUCCGUGCUUGCUGCUCGCUCUCAAGCCCAGAUCAGUAUCGACGCCUUGCGUCUCGUCGAGCUCACCGACCGAACAUCGGCUGUCAUGAAGGUCUCCGAGUCCGAAGAUACUAUGCGAGCCGAUCCCAUCAUCAACGUCUUCCAGACCUUCGCCCAUCUCAAUGGCUUGCCCAUUCAGUCAACCAUGUCGGUCAUCCCUCAGGAAGAGUUCGCUACCGCUGUCACACGUCGUUGCAAGGCGACUGGUUCCAACUUUAUCAUCUUGCCCAUGACCUUGUCGCAGACACCUUCCAGCAAUGCUGGUGGAAACAGCGAGGAUGCGCCUGUUGCUGGUCCUUCUUCGCCUUUGCCUGCUACGCUCGCCAACCCGCUUGAGAACCUGUUUGGAGGUGGUUGGGCUUCUACUCCCUCUGAGGGUCUGAGAGGCAAAUACUCAGCCCAGCACUUCAACGUUGUACGCAAGAUCAUCCAGACCGCCGAGACCGACGUCGGUCUGCUCAUCGAGCGUAAGGCUGCACAUAGUCACAAUAGACAGUCUGGUCUUCUCUCCCGUGUCGGUGGCCAACCUAUCCUCCUCGCCUUUAUGGGAGGUCCUGACGACCGAGCAGCCCUCGACCUGGUCGCUCGUCUCUGCGCUAACAAUCGCAACCUCUCCGUCCUCGUCGUCCGCAUGAGCCGUAUCUCGUCCGAAGAAGCUGGCGAGGAUCAACUGCCAACCGUUCCUCCCACCGUCCACCACGAUCUGAGUCUCAACUAUGCUCAGCAAGCAGCACUCCGUGCAGGCGGUAGUAACAUGGACACCGUCUACCAAACUCAGCAUGGCGGUGGUCGUGGUGGCGCUCCCCUGCAGUCUGCGCUCGAGGCCACGCUGGAGGAUGAUUUGGCUUUGCAGAGGAUCCAAGAUCAGAUCACAGCAGAAAGGUUCAAUGGUCGAUUGACCAUCCAGAAUGUCAACACCGCCCGUCCGCUCCGCGAGUUGAUCAACAUGGUCGAGACUAACCAGCCCACCAUUGUCGUCGUAGGUCGUGGUCGCAGAAACCCAACCCAGACACAUCGCGAUGAACUCAAAGCUCUCAUUCAGAAACAUCACUCAGCUGACGCAGUCGAACGGCAGCUCAACAGUGAAAUCACCAAAGUCAUCGGUGAAUCCGCCACCGCACUCACAUUCGCCAACGCUUCCGCUAGCACACUAGUCAUUGCUGCUGGUUUCAACAUCUCUCGUCGCUCCUAA